This is a messenger RNA of Exophiala aquamarina CBS 119918, 618 nucleotides long. RefSeq lists its product as uncharacterized. The transcript has 2 exons. Bases 1 to 618 code for a protein of 205 amino acids. Lineage: Eukaryota; Fungi; Ascomycota; Eurotiomycetes; Chaetothyriales; Herpotrichiellaceae. The record is from RefSeq and is a predicted model, not a curated record.
AUGGCUCCAAAAACACCUCCAGAACCAGCCCAACACUACCCCUUUUUUUACUCCAUGAGCAGGAAACGCGAAACAGAUUUACUCGUUCCCCACUCAUCUCGUGGCCGCGAAGUCUCUGCGUAUCUCUCGUUCGUUAUCGACUACUAUGAUCAGUUGCCGCCGUUUUCGAUUUUCAUCCACGCCGGUGAAAGCCAACAGCAUAACGAUUUAUUUGGACCAAAAACCAAGAUUGUGCUAGAAAAUCUACGCCUUGAGGCCGUGAGGGCAAAAGGUUAUGUUAACCUACGAUGCCUGCAUUCGCCCGGAUGUCCAAGCCAUGUUCAUCCCAAAAAUCCCACCGAAUUUGAUAUCAAAAAUCAUGAUACGCGUGCCUAUUUCGCACAGAUAUAUAAGGCGCUCUUUGGGGCAGAUAAGCCUAUUCCAGAUGUUCUUGGAGGCAUCUGCUGUGCACAAUUUGCAGUGAGCCGGGACCAAAUACGCCGACGACCAAAGGGCGAUUACUUACGGAUGAUGAACUGGGUGGAUAAAGAAAGCAAGCAGAUGGUGGAUGAUUAUGGUGUUGGGUGGGUCUUCGAGGUAGUGUGGCAUGUGGUCUUCAGCAUGGAAGACGUCCAGUAG